AAAGCGUACAAUUUGUAUCGUUUUGAGUUAGAAUAUUCUAUAGUGUGAAGAAUAACUUUUAUUUGAACAACGAAUAAUUGACGUGACCAAGAUGGGAUUGAGUUUUCGGCAAUUCUUAUUCUUUUUUGCCUUGUUUUUCGUGUGCGUGAGCUGCUUUGGUGUGGACUCGUUACAAUGUGGACGAAUGAGGAAAUAUGGUAUAAAGGUGUUGAAUGAUAAAAAGAAACAGGUUGAUGGCGCUCGAUUUACUUACCAAUUGUUUAAAUCCGAGGUUGAUACGGCUAGUGGUUAUUCGAGAGUUACCGAUAGCAGUUGCUGUAUGUGUUGCAACACAAUGGCGACAGAACCAAAACGAUGUGUUCGAUUAAAAAAAAAUAGACCAGCAUGGGGAUCCAAAAAACAUCCGUAUAGUUACACCUAUACUAUCCUUGAUGCGACUUAUGGCAUAGAUGGAACAAAAUAUGACUUUGUCCAUAAUAAUGUCUCAGAUACAUGUUGUAUUGGUAGCGCUGGCUACACAUUCGAAGAGACAAAUGAUAAUGUCAAGAAAUAUAAAUUGCAUUUUUGAAUUAAAGUGGAAUAAAUAGAAUAAAGAAAUUUUCAUUCGCAAUGAAUAAAGAACAAAAAA
Molecule: messenger RNA, 628 nt
Organism: Contarinia nasturtii (swede midge)
Lineage: Eukaryota; Metazoa; Arthropoda; Insecta; Diptera; Cecidomyiidae
Exons: 2
Coding region: 92-568 (158 amino acids)
Source: RefSeq, a predicted model, not a curated record